GGAACUCUGGGCGUGGCGAGCCUCGGCCCAAAACUGGGGAAACAGGGUACCUCGGAAGGUCUAUUACCAAACUGUCGAGGGGUGGUCCAACAUACUCCUCCUUCUCUUCCACUUCUCUUGAUUCUCAUCCUCAUAGCCCUUGUUUCACACUGGAUCACACAUAUCAGUGUUCCUCAAGAGCCUACGAAGCCACCAUCAAAUCAUCAUGUCGUCCAGAAUCCCAGAGAUCUGCAAGAACCGUGUGAGCGAUCGGGCAAAGAAGACGUUGGACAUCGUUGCCAAGUUUGUAGAAGAAGAAUGCAUCCCAGCUGAUCCAGUCCUCGAGGCCCAGAUAGGCUCUGGGGACGCGAGAUGGGACCACUACCCCACCAUUAUUGAUGAGCUCAAGCAGAAGGCCCGUUCUCUUGGUCUUUGGAACAUGUUCCUGCCCAAGGGCCACUAUAAGGAGUCCCCAGGUUUUACAAACCUCGAGUAUGGCCUCAUGGCAGAGUGGCUCGGCAGGUCCAAGGCUGCUUCGGAAGCAGUCAAUUGCGCCGCCCCUGACACUGGAAACAUGGAAGUGUUGGCCAAGUACGGAAAUGACGCUCAAAAGGCACAGUGGCUGCAGCCUCUACUGGAUGGCAAGAUCCGCUCCGCCUUCCUGAUGACUGAGCCUCAAGUGGCUUCGAGUGAUGCCACUAAUAUUGAGCUGGAGAUUCGUAAGGAGGGAAAUGAAUAUGUUUUGAAUGGCCAGAAAUGGUGGUCCAGCGGCGCAGGAGACCCCAGGUGCAAGAUCUAUAUUGUCAUGGGCAAGUCUGAUGCCCAAAACAAGGACCCCUACCGCCAGCAAUCCGUGGUUCUCGUACCGGCAGACACGAAGGGUAUCACGAUCCACCGCAUGCUGAACGUUUACGGGUACGACGAUGCGCCCCACGGCCAUGGGCACAUCUCUUUCAAGGAUGUCCGCGUCCCUGUCAGCAGCCUCGUGCUGGGCGAGGGCCGCGGUUUCGAAAUCAUCCAGGGCAGACUCGGCCCUGGCCGUAUUCACCACGCUAUGCGUACCAUUGGCGCGGCCGAGAAAGCUCUCGAGUGGAUGUUGAUGCGCAUCAACGACCCCACCAAGACCCCCUUCAAGAAGCAGCUGCGCGAGCACGGCGUGAUUCUCGAAUGGGUCGCCAAGUCCCGCCUCGAGAUCGACGCCGCCCGCCUCGUCGUGCUCAACGCCGCCAUCACCAUGGACGACCACGGGCCGAAGGGGGCCCUGAAGGAUAUCGCGGAGGCCAAGGUCCUCGUGCCGCAGAUGGCACUGACGGUGAUCGACCGCGCGGUGCAGUCGUUCGGCGGCGCUGGUGUCAGCCAGGACACGCCGCUGGCGUACAUGUGGGCGGGUAUCCGCACGCUGCGCCUUGCGGACGGGCCGGACGAGGUACAUCUCCAGCAGAUGGGCAGGAACGAAAACAAGAGGGGCAAGGAGGUUACAGCCAAGAUCCUGGCGCAGCAGAAGAAGACGGAGGAGCUGCUUAAGCAAUACGGGCUGAAGCACGCGCAGCCGGGCCAGAACAUCCAGAAGUCCAAGCUUUAGAUGUUUUGCUGCUAUGUAUUUAGAAAGCCCAGACAAAUUCAAAAUUGAUGAUCGUGUCCCUUGAAAA
Messenger RNA from Diaporthe batatas, 1628 nucleotides. RefSeq lists its product as uncharacterized. Bases 206 to 1561 code for a protein of 451 amino acids. The record is from RefSeq and is a predicted model, not a curated record. Gene Ontology annotation, molecular function: flavin adenine dinucleotide binding; oxidoreductase activity, acting on the CH-CH group of donors. The transcript has 5 exons. Lineage: Eukaryota; Fungi; Ascomycota; Sordariomycetes; Diaporthales; Diaporthaceae.